This is a messenger RNA of Xenopus laevis (African clawed frog), 1008 nucleotides long. RefSeq names its product traf2 and NCK-interacting protein kinase-like. The transcript has 9 exons. NCBI's taxonomy places the organism in Eukaryota, Metazoa, Chordata, Amphibia, Anura, Pipidae. The record is from RefSeq and is a predicted model, not a curated record. Bases 1 to 759 code for a protein of 252 amino acids.
AUGCCAUGUCCCUGUCGUAGUCUUAUGGAAGAAGAAAAUAUACUUUCUGAACUUUAUGUUCAGCGAAGUGUUUCAUGCCAUAGGAGCUUCCCUGACUAUUAUGGGGCCUAUUAUGAAAGGAGUGAAGACUCACUUUGGAUUGCCAUGGAAUUCCUUUCUGGCGGCUCUGUAGCAGAUUUAAUUGAGACCAAGAAUUAUUCCUUGGGAGAGCACUGGAUAGCCUAUAUAUGCAAGGAAGUAUUACUGGGCUUGACUUACUUGCAGGAGAUGAAUGUGAUCCACCAUGACCUUAAGGGCCUCAAUAUAAUGCUAACAUCAAGCGCCCAAGUGAAGAUAAUUGAUUUUGGCCUUGCUACUGUGGGAUCCAAAAGUAACAGCACAGCAGGAACCAUCAAUUGGAUGGCACCCGAAGUCUUUGCCUGCAUUGAGGACAGCACAGCACAAUAUGACUUUAAGGCUGAUGUGUGGUCCUUAGGAAUCACUGCAAUAGAAAUGGCAGAAGGCUGUGCACCAUAUAUGGAACUGAGUGAUACAGAGAUUUAUACCAAAAUUAUGCAUGAUCCGUCUCCAGGACUAACAUGGGAAGAAUGGAGUGUUAUAUUCAACAGCUUUGUUGAUCAUUGUCUAUGUAAAGAUCCGUCCAGAAGACCAAGUGCAGAACAACUCCUGUCUCAUCCAUUCAUCACUUACAAUUCGUAUCACAUGGAUGAUGUGAAAAAUAGAAUAGCACAGCACAUACAGAAAGGAGCAAAGAACUAAUACAGCAUUUAGAAAGGAGAGGAUUUUGUAUGAACGGCUACAAGCAGAUCCCAUGAAGCAUUAAUGAAUAAUAUAAUAGGAAGAGUUUCUGAUGUUAAAACUGAAACUUGGCUUCUUCAGUAUGUUCCCAGAAAAGGGAAGGGAAGGAAAGGGAUGGGAACUUGAAGAGCCACAGUAUAUCUAUUGCUGACAAAAAACAGAACUACUAUUUUUGUAAUUAUUUUAUAGAAUAUUUUCUAUAUUUAAAAU